CCGUCCCCCUCAUACGCUACGCAACCUCCGCCCCCUUUAAAUAUCCUCCCCCUCUCUGCCAACUCCCUUCCAUCGAGACUCAGAUUUGCCCAGCUCUUCUUGGUUUCGAUUGUCAAGAAAGAGGAUCGGCCUGCCAUGGCUUCCAAGCGGAUCUUGAAGGAGCUCAAGGAUCUGCAGAGGGAUCCCCCGACCUCCUGCAGCGCAGGGCCUGUGGCUGAAGAUAUGUUCCACUGGCAGGCAACGAUCAUGGGUCCAUCAGACAGCCCUUACAGUGGUGGUGUCUUCUUGGUUACAAUACAUUUUCCUCCGGAUUACCCCUUCAAACCACCUAAGGUCGCUUUCAAAACAAAGGUGUUCCAUCCAAACGUUAACAGCAAUGGCAGUAUCUGCCUUGAUAUCCUGAAGGAGCAGUGGAGUCCUGCAUUGACUAUUUCAAAGGUGCUCCUCUCAAUCUGCUCCCUACUGACGGACCCAAACCCUGACGAUCCAUUGGUUCCGGAGAUCGCUCACAUGUACAAAGCUGAUCGGGCAAAGUAUGAGUCUACCGCAAGGAGCUGGACUCAGAAGUAUGCAAUGGGUUAACAUUCUUCAACAUGAGGAAUUUGAUGCACUUUUCAGAUAAUCCUGCUGUGUUCAACAUUUAAGAAACAGCAAGAACCAAAUUAAGCUAAGCUUAUUGUAAAUGAAGUGGUGGAUGGUCUACUUCAAGUCUUCAGUGAGCAUUCAAAUGUUGCCUUUC
Lolium rigidum is the source of this 739-nucleotide messenger RNA. Its product is annotated as ubiquitin-conjugating enzyme E2 28. The record is from RefSeq and is a predicted model, not a curated record. Gene Ontology annotation, cellular component: nucleus. Gene Ontology annotation, molecular function: ubiquitin conjugating enzyme activity. The coding region runs from base 136 to 582 and encodes 148 amino acids. Lineage: Eukaryota; Viridiplantae; Streptophyta; Magnoliopsida; Poales; Poaceae. Gene Ontology annotation, biological process: protein polyubiquitination. The transcript is spliced from 4 exons.